Molecule: messenger RNA, 1090 nt
Organism: Canariomyces notabilis
Lineage: Eukaryota; Fungi; Ascomycota; Sordariomycetes; Sordariales; Chaetomiaceae
Product: histone H4
Exons: 2
Coding region: 498-662 (54 amino acids)
Biological process (GO): nucleosome assembly
Molecular function (GO): protein heterodimerization activity; structural constituent of chromatin; DNA binding
Source: RefSeq, a predicted model, not a curated record
AUUGCGCGCAGUUGAACCAUCAUCAACAGCAUCAACUUUUCAUCGAUUUGUCCAUUGCGACAAGCCAUUCCAUCAAUAAAACACAUCUACAUCAAGUUGAUACAUUUAUCAAUAUGACUGGACGUAAGUUUUUCAAGUUUGAAUCAUUGCACACUUCUGCGUCGACGUCGAUAUGCAUGGCUCUUCCAGGUUCGCGACUGGAUGGUUUGAACUGCCUGCGUGGGUGGGGCACGCGGUUCACAACGCGUCACGCUAUCGCGUCCUGUUUCCUGCAUUUUUGCACUGCAUCGCGGCGUCAACGAUAAUUAUCCUGUCCAUGACUUCAAGCCUUUGAUUAUACUGACGCGUCGUGUCGUGUAGGUGGCAAGGGCGGAAAGGGCCUCGGCAAGGGCGGCGCCAAGCGUCACCGCAAGAUUCUGCGCGACAACAUCCAGGGCAUCACCAAGCCCGCCAUCCGCCGUCUGGCUCGCCGUGGCGGUGUCAAGCGUAUCUCUGCCAUGAUCUACGAGGAGACCCGUGGUGUCCUCAAGUCCUUCCUCGAGGGUGUCAUCCGCGACGCCGUCACCUACACUGAGCACGCGAAGCGCAAGACGGUCACGUCGCUCGACGUCGUCUAUGCCCUCAAGCGCCAGGGGCGCACCCUCUACGGUUUCGGUGGUUAAGCGGGUUGAGCUUGGGAAAGGAAAUGGGGUUCGAGUUCAUGCUCGUCAUCGUUAUGCGAUCAGUUGCAUUCGCAUUAUUAUCUUCAGCGACGCAGCAUGAUUGGCGUGGGGGGGCAGUGUGACUUGCACAUGGCAUGAUCAGGUACAUUUGUUUUUCUGAGAGUGAUUUUUACGCCCGGCGUUUUGGGGGAUGGGGGGAUGGGUACACUAUGACACGGUCAAUGGGAGUGACCAGGGCGUCACUGGCAUGGGAUAGGCAGUCCAACCCCUGUGUUGGCGGAAUACAUUGAUUUGAUGAACUCGUCGGUUGCAUGUCGUGAUUGUUUUGCGUGUCCUCCAGCUAGGCUCAGUGUGCAGAGUAGCACCCUUACUUUGCCGAAAUGCCUGGGAUCUUGAACAGAACAUAAUCGGCUAUAAAUAUUUCCUCC